Amoebophrya sp. A120 is the source of this 3062-nucleotide messenger RNA. NCBI's taxonomy places the organism in Eukaryota, Dinophyceae, Syndiniales, Amoebophryaceae. The record is from the annotation of a GenBank genome assembly.
AUGGACCAUUUUUUUUUCCGCAGCAGCAGCCGGGCCGUUGCCGGGGCGGUGGCUUGCACACUUGAAUUUUUGCUACUUUGGCUAUUGCCUAGGAACUUAGAAGCAAGUGUGCAGUUAUCAUUUUAUCAUAGAAGCCCGCUGCUGCUGUGUGCUUUUUUCAAAUUUUGCGAAUGUGUUUCAACUCAACGCGACAACCCAAAAGAUGUGCAGUAUGUCAAUGCAGAAAAACAGGGGAGCGCGUUAUACACAAAAAAACGAUUGGAACUACUGCUACCUGUAUACUGUGAGCUAAUAUGCUCUAACUUUGUAAAAAUUAUAGUCAUAAUUUAUUAAUUGAUGAACUAGAAGAACUCCAAAAAUAAGAAUAACUCGAGGAUCGUAGUCGCGUUUUCUCGAGGAGGCGAUCGUUUGAGGCAGAAGCGAGGCAGCGGUGCGGCUUCGUGUGUCCGAUCGAUCGCCUCGUACUACGGGAGAUAACUUUAUUUAUUAGUGUGCCGCAGUGCAGCAAAAGCGAAACCAAAAGAGCUUCGUUUCAGGUGGUUCCUUUUUCAAGCUUUCUGUAUUCUACUUGUUGAUAGUACACAAAAAUAUCAUCUGAAAAAGUUGCAUGCAAAGGGCUUCCGAUCAUACCAUGAGAAUGAUUUUUACCUAGUUGUAGCUUUGUACUCCAAUUGCAACAUAAAGAUUUUUACCGUUGUUUUCUACAUCUUUCGCGCUGAGAGAAUGAAGUACAAUGGCUCACCAGAGAAAAAAAGUCCACCUCCAUGGCGGGGUUUUACUAUCGUGGUUAGUCUUACUAGUACUCAGAUGCGCGACGCACCUACUAGAUUGACAGAAGUACUAGUAUUUUUCACGACCCCUGUGUAGAAGUGGUCAGGCCCCUGAGGCGAAGGAAUGGUCGACACUUAUCAAAAUGAAAAACUCCCCCUCCCCGAACUGAGAGCAGUUUACGGCAUGACUUGCGUGCACAAGUCAUUUUGUAUUGCAUGAACGAGGCAUGAUCUUUGGUAAAAAAACGAAAAUCCUGUUAAUCAAUACAAAGUCGACACGGAGUUGCUUGGCCUGGCAGUCGCCUCUCCUGUAGCUUGAACAGCAAGAGAAAGCGCCUACUUAUGUAGGUGCCGAUGGAGGUGACAGAACGCCCUCGCUUUCCCUUCGCGCGAUAUCAGUAGUCUUGUGCACACACAUCAGCAUCACCAUCAUCAGGAGGAGGGGGAUUUUUCCCCGCGAUAACGCCACACAUAAUUUUUGUGCAGGGGGAACAAGAAGAUUUAUUUUUCAUUUCGCCAAUCUACUAGGUGGCGUGCCACAUCCAGUUGUAAAGCUUCAAAUAAAUGCGGCUACCACCUCCUGCUUCGGACUUUUAUGAUGUGAAUCUCUUUCUUAACUUGUCGUUUUCUGAGCUAGGAAAGUAAUCACAUUUUUUCAGGCAAUGAAAAAUUCACCAGAGUAUACCUACGGAGAAAAUAAAUUAAAUCAAGACGGGGAAAAUAAAUUUACCAGAGUAUCGAUGUGGUGGUGAGGUGCCAACAUCUCAUAUAUGAGAGUCUUAUUAGGUGGUCUGUGUACCACUUCAGAUAUGAGAGUGCGCAACUCAGCUCCCCCUCAUUUGUCGUGCAAAAAUCCAAGUCCACCCGUCGCCUCUUGGCACUGCAGCAUGAUGGGUCCCGGACCGAAACAGCAAGAGGUUUGUGUUGCUAUGGAUAUUACCAUCCAAAUGAGGGGAAGGGGGACUUGUGCACUUUUAUACCGGAUUUGCUGACCGGGAGGCGAAGGUCAACGGGUUUACUUGCGAGAUUUACUCUACUACCACCUGGUGAGGCACAAGUACAAACACCAUCCGACACGAUUGGGUUACAUCGCACACGAGCAGCAACGUGGUUGCUUCGCCUAAUUCUUCUAUUAGCGCAGAAUCGGGACUAACAACGGAGAGACGAUGAUUCGAGCACUUCGGUGCUCCACCUGCAAAUACUUAAAUUCCUUAUCUUGACGGGAGUAGCGCCGGAAAAAUGGCAGGAAAAGGAUUUGUGCAAGGCUUCGAACUUAACAAUAAGACGACAACAAUCUGUAGCACGUAGAGGAAAUAACAGGCAAGUGACCUACAGUUGCUAAUGGGGGCCGCUGGAAAAAUAACAAGGCGAGACGCGACCGACCCGAAGAAAUACUUUCUUGUUCUUUCACAGCUAGCGAAAUGUUUACAACGUAGCAUCACCAUCUGUAAAAACAAAGAGUGUUUAUUUCUUUAUUUUGGUUCUUCGAUCCAUCGGUAAUUUGAAUUUUUUGACAUUACACAACACAACUCAUACUAAACUAUUGCAGCGAACAAUUGCACACUGUAGACAGAGGCUACGUCUACGGCUGCGCCAAUCUAUUGCGUGCCCGUCACAAACCGACGCCUGCAGAAUUUGCCUUUUUUUCCUGCUCUUGAAGUUAGUACUACGAUGACAUAUACUAUAUGCAAAAUUUUUUCCUAGCUGAUUUUGGAAAGACUUUUUUGCGGAAUUCGAAUUUUGGAAAACAGGAGGAUAAUCCGGGCGGCGAAUUUUUCUCUGCGAAGAUUCGUAUUUUAUAGGCUAUCGUGUCGCGUAGAUACUUAAACUUAUGUAGGACGGCAACAAAAAAUGAGUACAACUAAAUGACACCAUUCUGAUGCAGCGACUCAGUUCUUGCGAGGUGCGGACGACCCCAAAUAAAAAAGGAAUGAACAAUCAAAAAGAAUAAAUCAAGGAGGACUUUUUUAUUCUCAACAUCCAGACUCGCUGCUUCCUUUACCCGGGGCCGCCGCGGCAAAAAUAACGAUUACACUAGCUUGCUCAAGAAUAGAGUAGACCACGAGGUUAGGUAGAAUUAGUUGGGGCGUCAAUCUUGUGUUUGAGUAGCGCAGAAACAACGACUUGGAAAAAUUUCGAGCCGUUUUGCCGGUUAGAGAUGUUCACACAGCGGAAAAACGAUGCUGAGUUUUUGCCUGGCAGCGCGAUGGGCAGAGGAUGUGUUCAAUUGGAUUCCGUACAGUUUCCUUCAGCAUAUGACCUGGCGCCCUGUUUUGUUUCACGCACGACCGG